AUGAGUAGUGAAAAGCACGUUGAUGGAGAUAAUGAAACGGCUACGCCUAGUACUGAAAAAACUGAUGAACACGAUGAAACACAAUCACGAUCAUCUGAAUCUGGUAAUGAUGAUACUGAUAGUAAUGCUAGUAGUGAAUAUGAAGUUGAAAAAAUUCUUGCUAAACGUCGACGUCGUCGUGGUGGAUAUGAAUAUUUUAUAAAAUGGGUGGGUUAUGAUAAUUCAGCAAAUGAAUGGAUACCUGAAUCAAGUUUAAAUUGUCCACAACGUGUAGCCGAAUUUGAACGUGAAGAAGCACGUAAACGAAAACGUACACGAAAAGAACGAGAACGAACUUAUUCUCAAAAACGUCGAAAUAAUAAUAAACGAUCAAAAAAACGACGUGUUAAAGUUAUUGAAGAUGAUGAUAAUGAUGGUAAUGAUGAUGAACAAGAACCAACAAAAUCAGUUGAAUCAUCAACUGGUUCAACAACAAAUUCUGAUAAAGAUCAAGAAAAAAAUUUAAUAACAUAUGGAGUUGAAAAAGGUUAUCAAGUUCAAGCUAUUCUUGGUAUUAAUCGUACCAAAGGUGAUCAAUUACAUUAUCUUGUUCAUUAUAAAUCUCCUACAAUGUUUGAUGAUAAUAUGGAAUUAAUUCCAGCUAAUAUUGCAAAAAAAUAUUGUGAAGAUGAAUUAAUUCAAUUUUAUGAAACAAGAAUUACAUGGAAUGAUCGUCCAAAUGAUUGA
This is a messenger RNA of Rotaria sordida, 726 nucleotides long. The record is from the annotation of a GenBank genome assembly. Lineage: Eukaryota; Metazoa; Rotifera; Eurotatoria; Philodinida; Philodinidae.